Scomber japonicus (chub mackerel) is the source of this 966-nucleotide messenger RNA. RefSeq names its product protein tyrosine phosphatase non-receptor type 18 (gene ptpn18). The transcript has 12 exons. Gene Ontology annotation, cellular component: cytoplasm; nucleus. The record is from RefSeq and is a predicted model, not a curated record. Gene Ontology annotation, biological process: peptidyl-tyrosine dephosphorylation. NCBI's taxonomy places the organism in Eukaryota, Metazoa, Chordata, Actinopteri, Scombriformes, Scombridae. The annotation marks the transcript as partial. Gene Ontology annotation, molecular function: non-membrane spanning protein tyrosine phosphatase activity.
AUUCCUCCGCCGGUCUCCGUCCGGGUCUCCGUCUAUCCCUCCGUCUAUCCCUCCGCCGGAUGUCCGCCUGUCUCUCCGCCGUUAUUAAACCACACUGAUGUGUCUGCGGGUCCUUGUCUGACGGUGCGUUUACAGGCCUUGAAGUUAAAGAAGGAGCUGAAUCAGACGAAUGAAGCCGGAGCGCUGAAAGAGAACAUCAAGAAGAACAGAUACAAAGACAUCCUGCCAUAUGACCAGAAUCGGGUGGUGCUGUCUCUGCUGACUUCAGACUCGGACUCUGACUACAUCAACGCCAGCUUCAUCAAGGGGGCGACGUCAGGCCGCAGUUACAUCGCCUGUCAGGGACCUCUGAGCAACACAGUCAUUGACUUCUGGAGGAUGAUCUGGCAGCACGACGUUAAGGUGAUAGUCAUGGCCUGCAGAGUGAUAGAGAUGGGAAAGAAAAAGUGUCAGUGUUACUGGGCUGAAGAACGACAGUCUGCUGCUUUUGGACCGUUCACUGUCAGCAAUGAGAUGGAGACGUUGUGUAACGACGACGUGAUCGUCAGAAACCUGACCGUCACCUUCCAGCAAAGCAGCCGCUCGCUGGUCCACUACCAGUUCCUCUCGUGGCCCGAUCACGACGUUCCCUACGAGGCUGCAGGAGUUCUGGACCUGCUGGUUAGAACCAGGAACAGCCAGGGAACACACACCGGACCCAUGGUGGUACACUGCAGUGCAGGCUGUGGGAGGACAGGAGUCAUCUGCUCUCUCGACUACAUCCGUGACCUGCUGGUAACCAAGAAAAUCGGAGCAGACUUCAGCAUCAAGCAGAUCGUCCAGGACAUCAGGAUCCAGAGACCGUCCGCUGUGCAAACUAAAGAACAGUAUCAGUUCAUCUUCAUAGCCGCCACCUGCAUGUUAGAGCGAGUCUGCAGGCGGCCAGCCGUCACCACUACUGUUAGCGUGCCUGAGUGUUGUAAAUAA